Messenger RNA from Thlaspi arvense, 435 nucleotides. The record is from the annotation of a GenBank genome assembly. Lineage: Eukaryota; Viridiplantae; Streptophyta; Magnoliopsida; Brassicales; Brassicaceae.
GUCGCCUUUGAGAGAUCUUACGAAGUAGCAAAAAUGGCCGUCCCGUUGCUUACCAAGAAGGUCGUGAAGAAGAGGUCUGCCAAAUUCAUCAGGCCUCAGAGCGAUCGCCGUAUCACCGUGAAGGAAAGCUGGAGGAGGCCAAAGGGUAUUGAUUCAAGGGUUCGUAGAAAGUUCAAAGGUGUCACCUUGAUGCCCAAUGUCGGUUACGGCUCCGACAAGAAAACACGUCACUAUCUCCCCAACGGUUUCAAGAAAUUCGUUGUCCACAACGUCAAGGAGCUCGAGCUUCUCAUGAUGCACAACAGGACUUACUGUGCGGAGAUUGCUCACAAUGUCUCAACAAGGUUGAGGAAGUCGAUUGUGGAGAGAGCUUCUCAGCUAGACAUUGCCGUUACCAACAAGCUUGCAAGGUUGCGUAGCCAGGAAGACGAGUGA